Molecule: messenger RNA, 1388 nt
Organism: Symphalangus syndactylus (siamang)
Lineage: Eukaryota; Metazoa; Chordata; Mammalia; Primates; Hylobatidae
Gene: FOXS1
Product: forkhead box S1
Biological process (GO): regulation of transcription by RNA polymerase II; anatomical structure morphogenesis; cell differentiation
Molecular function (GO): RNA polymerase II cis-regulatory region sequence-specific DNA binding; DNA-binding transcription factor activity, RNA polymerase II-specific
Source: RefSeq, a predicted model, not a curated record
AGAUGGCUCAGCAGACCCACCCCUUUUUGCCUUUCCAGGCUGGGAGGCUGGGCCAGUGGACCUUUUAACCAGCCCGGGCAGGCUGUUCCGGACGCCAGCCCUGGACACUGAGCCUGACCCAGCAGGUCCCGGCAGCCCGGCCAGCCCGGCCAGCCCGGCCAGCAUGCAGCAACAGCCUCUGCCCGGGCCCGGGGCCCCCACAACUGAGCCAACCAAGCCUCCCUACAGCUACAUCGCCCUUAUUGCUAUGGCCAUCCAGAGCUCGCCGGGGCAGCGGGCCACCCUCAGUGGCAUCUACCGCUACAUCAUGGGCCGCUUCGCCUUCUACCGCCACAACCGGCCUGGCUGGCAGAACAGCAUCCGCCACAACCUGUCACUCAAUGAGUGCUUUGUCAAGGUGCCCCGCGAUGACCGCAAGCCAGGCAAGGGCAGCUACUGGACGCUGGACCCUGACUGCCACGACAUGUUUGAGCACGGCAGCUUCCUACGCCGCCGCCGCCGCUUCACCCGGCGGACAGGUGCUGAGGGCACCCGGGGCCCCGCCAAGGCACGCCGUGGACCCCUCAGGGCGAGCAGCCAGGACCCAGGAGUCCCCAGCGCCACGACCGGCAGGCAGUGCUCAUUCCCACCAGAGCUGCCAGACCCCAAGGGCCUAAGCUUUGGGGGUCUGGUGGGGGCCAUACCAGCCAGUAUGUGCCCAGCAACCACUGAUGGCAGGCCUCGGCCACCCACGGAGCCCAAAGAGAUUUCCACGCCCAAGCCUGCAUGCCCAGGGGAGCUCCCCGUGGCCACCUCAUCUUCCUCAUGCCCAGCAUUUGGCUUUCCUGCCAGCUUCUCGGAGGCUGAGAGUUUUAAUAAGGCACCUACACCCGUCUUGUCCCCAGAAGCAGGCAUCGGGAGCAGCUACCAGUGUCGGCUGCAGGCACUGAAUUUUUGCAUGGGGGCUGACCCAGGCCUUGAGCACCUCUUGGCCUCAGCAGCCCCCUCCCCUGCACCACCCACUCCUCCAGCCUCACUCCGGGCCCCGCUGCCCCUGCCAGCUGACCACAAGGAACCCUGGGUUGCAGGUGGCUUCCCUGUCCAGGGAGGCUCCGGCUACCCAUUGGGGCUGACCCCCUGCCUAUACCGGACGCCAGGAAUGUUCUUCUUUGAGUAAAGGCAGCCUCGUCUCGGGCAGUCCCUGCAGGUCCCUCAUGCUCCGGGCCUGGAGAACUCUCGAAGGACCCAGCCCUGGUGAGCCAAGGACAACCACACAGAAAGCCAGGAUUGAAGCAGUGCUCAGCCAGGCCCCUGGGGCCUCCGGACAAACUUGGGGGUGAGGGGAAGCGGGGCCUCUUGGGAUUUACUCUGUGGCUCUCAGGGCCAAUAAAGCAAUGUGAUGAUGAGGG